UUUCCCAAGUUACAUCAAAUGUUCUAGCGGUUUCGACUCGUGAUAACAGGAAUGUUUACAAGUAAUUUGUUCCGGCAAUUAUGAAUGACGAAGAACUUGCCAGUUAUAUCUACGAUAUCCUGUUGGAGAAGAAAGAGUUGUCUCUGAAGGAUAUUCACAGAGAAGUAAAAAACCACCAUCCAAAGGAAAACCAAGUCAAGCACUGCCUCUCACUGUUGCAUCACCUAGUGAGUGUCAAUAAGAAGGAUGGAGUGGACAUGUGGUCACUGCCGUCCGAGGCCGAUGUCCAGCCAAGUAUGGAAACCCCUAUCGCUGUGACUAAAAGUGGAGACCGUGGUGCUAGAAGUAAAAAAAAUGGCGAAACUUCCUGCAGGGAUAGACGCUCCAGUGGGCAAGCUUCCAGUGGGGACAGACGCUCAAUUGGGCAAGCUUCCAGUGGGGACAGACGCUCCAGUUGGGAAGCUAUCAGUGGGGAUAGACGCUCCAGUGGGCAAGGUUCCAGUGGGGAUAGACGCUCCAGUGUGCAAGCUUACAGUGGGGAUAUACACUCCAGUGGGGAUAGACGCUCCAGUGGGCAAGCUUACAGUGGGGAUAGACGCUCCAGUGGGGAUAGACGCUCCAGUGGGCAAGCUUACAGUGGGGAUAGAUGCUCCAGUUUGGAAGCAUCCAGUCGGGAAAGAUAUACUUUUGAGGAUACACAUCCCAACUUGUCAUCCAGCAACCCCAGGAGCUCUGGAUCCUACGCUGAAGUUACAAAGUCUCAGAACAGAUUGAGAGAUGGUACACAUUCCUCCACCCAUACAGACACAACUCCACCCAGCUGGGAAGUAGACUCAGAUUGGCCACCGAUUUCAGCUGUAGAAAAAACUCUCGUGAGUAAGAAUGUAGAGUAUGCUGCCAGAGGGGGACGAAAUGAGAAAGCUUACUCUGGGGAUAGAAGCUCCACCCUGUCAUCCCACCAGAGUCUCAGGGAUUCCUCUGCUGAAGAGAGUAUGCGUUUAUCAACACCUCCCAAUACCACCCAUACCAACACCACCCAACCAAGAGGGGCUGGCUCAGUGUGUCCACAGCCUUUACAAGCAGCAGGUGGUCUGGUUGUAGCAGAGCGAGUUAAUACACCCAACACUAUCAAUAAAUCUUUCGGAAGAAUGGAAAUUUCCAUAUCAGGUGAUAACAGAGUGGCGGAGUACACCAGUCUGAAACCUGAGGUACAGCAGUGGUGCAAUAUUUUUAACAAAAUUCUGCAGGUUUUGAAAAAUUCAGGAAAUCCCCUAAAGGCAGCAGAUAUAGCUAAAGAAACUGGUAUUGGAAAGUCCAGAAGUAGUGUCAAUCCUCUGCUCUAUUUUCUGGAAAGCAAAGGAAAAAUAAAAAACUUGAGUGAUCGUUGCCCAAUAUGGACCUUAAGCUUGCUUCCUGAAGAAUGCACAGAUGAGGUCGCAAAAGAAGCUGCCAUCGAGUAUUACAAAAAAAAGAACCCCGGUGCUGAAACAAGCCUUGCCAUUACUCCAGGAGGCCCAGAUUCCAGGACAACAGGUACUGGUUGUUCACAUGGAGGAAACUGUAAGACUUGUAGGGGACCUUGUGUCAAUAUAGAAAACCAUAAGCAUGUGCACCACCAUAACUACUACAUGCAGUCUGGAAAUACCAACAUAAUAAAUGUCACUCAGUCAGGAACAGAUCAAAUUUCACCUGUAGAAAAUGGAUAGCUGGAUUUCAUCAAAUGCAUGGUAUUCAAAUGUGUUGAUCUGUCCCUGUACUUAAGUAAACUAAUUUAUAAUUCUGUACUGG
Mizuhopecten yessoensis (Yesso scallop) is the source of this 1788-nucleotide messenger RNA. RefSeq lists its product as uncharacterized. The coding region runs from base 81 to 1706 and encodes 541 amino acids. The record is from RefSeq and is a predicted model, not a curated record. Gene Ontology annotation, molecular function: RNA binding; double-stranded RNA adenosine deaminase activity. The transcript is spliced from 9 exons. Lineage: Eukaryota; Metazoa; Mollusca; Bivalvia; Pectinida; Pectinidae.